AUGUAUCCGUGGGGUGAUGUUUCAGCAACCAUUACUACAUGGCUUUUACCAGUCGUUGGUACUCUCCUUCAAGCACCAUUUGAAAGCAAUGCGUUCAGACGGACUCUACUGGCCAUUACGCGAUGGGUCGGAUCGCCAAUCGCAUCCCUCAGCUAUGUUCUCUGGAACAUCAAAGUAUCGGCCAAGGGCGCAUUGAUGGUAGACAUGGCCGUACCAUACGAUCAGGUGCCCGACCGCAAGACCGACUUUGGUAGCGUGAGGGACUCGAUGUACCUCCUGCUAGCCAUGAAUCAGUACACGAUGAAGCCCACAGCGAUGCUCAGGGAGAAGGAAGCAGAAGGCUUGCUACGCAUAGUUCUAUUCAGCAAAGACUUGAAGUUGACCGACACCGACAAAACAUUGCGACAAAUGCGACGCAUCCUUGCUCGAGAAGUCCGUGAAAUGAGAAGACGUGGGGCUGUUCCGGUUUUCGUGUCCAUCAUGUGGUUUCUAUUCGCAUUUGCACUUUCCAUUCAAGCAGCGUUCGGAGUGGUCGGCGAGAACCGAACAGCUCACGACCUGGCAUUGGGCUGCAUGCUCGCAUGGUUCCCCAUCUUGAUCAUGGCGACGAUCGUAGAUCGCAACCCUAUUGCGGCAGAAGCUAUUCGAAAGAAACUCAACGCGCUGGUGGACCAUGUGCGACAUGCAUUGCGUGAUGAACGCCAUCGUCAAGAAUUUAUCGAUUCUUUCAGCGAUCAGCCAAAUUUCAAGCCAUUUGCGCAUCACAUCCACGACAUCGCAGCGAAAGCAGAGUACAUGGACAAUUUUUUCGUCGACUUUGCUGGCCAAGCUCGCGUACGGUGGCAUUAUGGAGCUGCGCAUCCUAUUCUUUCGGACAUUGAGAACUGCUACAUUGCAGAAAAGGGACGAAAUUGGCUUGCGAACGAGAGAGAAGCUCGCACUAACCUGGUAUUGGGACCUAUCAACGAUGAAGGGCUGGUCUGGUUCGACAUUCGCGAGUUUUGGCAGGUUGCCGCUUCAGUCGCGAUUGUUCUGGGCAGUUGUGGUGGCGCUUUCAUCCUGAGCUUCUUCACGCCCACUGUUGGCCUGGGAUGUCGUAGUGGCGGUUACACUAUAUUCUUCUGCAUAUCUCUGGGAUUGAUGAUUAUGGAGAUGAUCGUGUGGUUGAUUCUGUCCCCGUACGAAAUACAGGAGCUGCCUUGGCUAGCGAGAACCCAUUCACGGCUACAGAGCAAUGCCUUCGUACACCGGUUGGACGACAGAAGGCAUGAUCAAUGGGGCUACAUCAAAAGACGAACCUCCAGCAUCGUACGCACGACCGAGAACUAUCUUAUAAAGAUCAUCACAAGAUUAGUUCUGAUAUACCCCUUCAAGGAUAAGGAGGCCACCAGAGACUUGGUGGAGACACUCCUUGACGAGCGUGCCAAAGCCCUAAGAGACAUGAGUCCCCAGCGAAAAUGGGAAUGGUUUUUCUUUCGCCCAGUCGAAAGCUUUAACACCGUAUGGCUGGUGUACAUCGUUGUCGCUCAAACUUGGGGCUUCUACAAGACCUGCGACUGCGUCACCAGCACCUGGGGCGGUGCAGGCGGCUACCUCGACUUCGGCGUGCAAGACGUUGCAAGUAAAUGGGUGGAGCCGUACUGGCUCACAGGCACACUGCUCACCUCCACAGUCAUGGGCCUCUCUAUCUUCUAUAUUACAGUCGAGUGGUGCCAACAGUCUUUCCUAUCGACGGAAGACUACGAGGACGCGAGACAGGGCUUGCGCAUGACACGGAUCUACAGACACUGGACGUUCUUCUUUCGCCGCCUCUCCCGCCUUUUCUCGCGCUUUACGUUCAAUCCCAUGGAACGUGUUGCUGUAGCCAUCGGUCUGAUGAAAUAUCCGCAAAAGACGCUGCUCUGGACAAAGGUGCACACCCACGACCCUGACAUCCCGAUACCAGGUCCGUCGACACCACGACCGCACGGAAACCCGAGCAUAGAACUCUCGGACUUUUCGACGGUGAGAGACGACAGCCAGCACUCGCGCCACGCGUACGACACACCCGCUAUGGCGCACUCCCUGUUCCCGCCUGCAAUCCCGCAGCGCAGACCGCGACAAGACAGCGACUCCUCGGCCGCGCGGCCCUCGCCGUCACUACUGAGACAAGAAUACAGCAGCCCUAGCUCGUCGCUCUCCAAUCGUCCGAGUCACGACUCCUCAUUCUCCAUGUCACCCCUUCUCCAGCGCCCCCUAGAGGCACACCAUCACCUGGCCCGCACAGGGUCCACAAACUCUGCCGUCCCGGACCAUGACGACCGACGCAGCAGCGGCGAGGAGUACGGGCUUGCGUCACAGGUGAGCCCAGUGAGGGCGGGGGAGCGGAGUCUGUUCUUGGAUAUGGGGAUGAGUGGGAUGGUGCAGAGCAGGCAGGGGUAUGCGAGGGCGAAUUCGGAUCCGGGGAGUCCGCCUGGGGUGGAUGCAUUGGGGAUAUUCUUGGAAGGCGGUAAUGUUGAUUUGGAGAGAGGAGAGAGGAGGUGA
Messenger RNA from Didymosphaeria variabile, 2523 nucleotides. RefSeq lists its product as uncharacterized. NCBI's taxonomy places the organism in Eukaryota, Fungi, Ascomycota, Dothideomycetes, Pleosporales, Didymosphaeriaceae. The record is from RefSeq and is a predicted model, not a curated record. Bases 1 to 2523 code for a protein of 840 amino acids. The transcript is spliced from 2 exons.